Paramacrobiotus metropolitanus is the source of this 2828-nucleotide messenger RNA. RefSeq names its product forkhead box protein O-like. Gene Ontology annotation, cellular component: nucleus. The transcript has 5 exons. The coding region runs from base 628 to 2244 and encodes 538 amino acids. Gene Ontology annotation, biological process: regulation of transcription by RNA polymerase II. Gene Ontology annotation, molecular function: DNA-binding transcription factor activity, RNA polymerase II-specific; RNA polymerase II cis-regulatory region sequence-specific DNA binding. The record is from RefSeq and is a predicted model, not a curated record. NCBI's taxonomy places the organism in Eukaryota, Metazoa, Tardigrada, Eutardigrada, Parachela, Macrobiotidae.
GUACGCAACAUGAUAAGCUGUGCAGCAGCGCACAAGGUCAAAAGUUGCUCCAGAAUCAUUUCCAGCGUACACACACAGUCGAUAAAAGUGUGGUGAAAACCCCUGGCCUGUGUUUAGAAAUCGGAUUGCACCAGUCACCAUAACGUUGCUUGUCAACACAGCAUUGUUCUGGCAUUAUUUUGUCCUAAUAUUGAUGUUGCACGCUGAAGCAUAGAGCCGUCUAUGCCUGAUGAUUCCAAUGCCAAUGUCAAGUGUGAAUUCUUGGCUGCUGUUCCCUGCACCCUGGCUCCUCUGACCUCCAAUCCGUCUUGUGCGGAUGCUGCACAACCUCCCUGGCCCUAAUUGGACGGAGGCGGUGGGAGAGUGCGUGGGGGAUUGAGGGCAGGAUCAGCUGGAUGGAGGGGAUGUGGAUGGGGAUGGGGAAUGUGCGAUUCUUCUGCGAGGGUUCCUCGAUGUGCCUUUGAUCAUGCUGGAUUAUUUGGCUGCGUAUGCAACCAUCCAGUGGGCAUUUGUUUCGGGAUUUUUUCUUCAUCAUGUGAUUAACCGUUGUUGAAUGAUUUUGUUUUGGGAUUGAUUUUUUGAUUGAUUCGCAACGCGAUUUAUCUUGCCUUAUAUAUUAUUAUUAAAAUGGACGACUUGGACAUCGACAACCAGGACGCCGAUCUCCUCUCGUCCCUGACCACGCCCAGCUCCAGCGACAGCCUGUCGCCGUUCGCCCGUCUGCGCGCCAACACCUGGCCGUUGAACCGUUUCGAGGAUGCCGCCGCCGCCGGCAAACCGGACGACGAGGCGGACGCGGCGGAGUUGGAUGCGCAUCUGCAUCUGCGCAGCAGCGCCGACGGCACGCGCAGCACCGGCAGUGAUAAGGCGCCCGCUCCGGACACUGCCGCGGUGGGCGCCGGGACGCCGCCGGGGGGCGGCGGGGGCGCGGUGAAGAAGACCUCGGCGCGACGUAACGCCUGGGGGAAUAAUUCGUACGCGGACCUGAUCCAGCAGGCCAUCAACAGUUCGCCGGAGAAACGGCUGACACUGGCGCAGAUCUACGAGUGGUUCGUGCAGCAUGUGCCCUACUUCAAGGAUAAAGGGGAUAAUAACAGUUCCGCCGGAUGGAAGAACUCCGUCCGCCACAAUCUGUCGCUGCACAACCGGUUUGUGCGGGUGCAGAACGAGGGCACCGGGAAGAGCUCCUGGUGGAUGAUCAACAUGGACGCCAAGCCGGGGAAGGCGACGCGCCGCCGCGCGGCCAGCAUGGAGACGAAGCAGUACGAGAAGCGGCGCGGCCGCGUCAAGAAGUCGCUGGAGGAGAAGCGCAUGCUGGCCGACGGGGCCUCCUUGGGCGGGUCCAUGGGGUUGAUGCGCAGUCCCUCGUCGCCCAUCAGCGAGAGCACCGAGUGCCUCUACGCGCAACAGGCCCAGGACGCGGGGCAUACCCUGGCCCCCUCCCCCAUGCACACCCUCCAUGCCUUACCCGAAGGGUUCCGUUCGCGUACCGGCUCGAACGCCAGCAGUUUCGGGCGCAUCUCGCCCUUCGACGAGCACAACAACCACACGCCAACCUACUCCCCGCACCCGUGGCUGGCCGAUUAUGAACAUCCCCGGCUGCCGACGGAUCCGAAAUCCGGGGAGCUGGCGGAACUGGACAAUCUGGCCAACUCGCUGCGUCUGCAGGACCAGAGCUACGGCGGCUCCCCGCAGCUCUCCCGCUCGGCCUCCGGGUCCGGCGCGGCGCUGACCUCGCGCGGGUUAAACACCUACUAUUCCUCGUGGAACAGCAAUAACAUGCCGGAGGGGAAACCCAAUGGGGCGGACGGGAAGCAGCCCGUCAACGCCAACGGAUAUGCCAUGUCGGCCAUCCAUACCGGGAUCUUCUCAGGCGGGACCUUUGUCAGCCUGCAGGACGCCCCGCCGGCCGCCCCACCCAUGCCGGCCCCGCCGCUGUCCCGCAGCAUCCGUCCCCUGCUGAUGCCGCCACCCCCACCGGGCCCCCCGGGCGGGGCUCCCCGCGCCCUCCCCCACAACCUGGCCGCCGUCCUCCCGGCCGACCUGGACACCGUCAUGGACACCACCGGGCCGGCCGUCGGCUUCGACGUGGACGUGGAGGAGGUGCUGAAACAGACGCUGAACAUGGAAGGCAAUCUGGACUUCAGCUACGACCAGCUGGGCUCGUACUUCAACGGCACCGGCCCGGAUAACAAGAACGUCCCGCUGCGCUACGGCAACCAGAAUAUGUGGUCGUCAUCCUAGGGCGGACGACAGCCUUGACGGAAUUUUGUACAUGUAACUGCCAAAUUAAUUCCCCAUUUUUGAAUUAUCGCUGUAGUUAAUUUCGAAAUUAAAUUGCCAUUAAUUCGGAAUUAAAUUUCAUAGCGGUAAUUACUGGCGGAAUUAUUUGCGAAGAUGUAAUUUGAGUUUCUGCGUUAAUUAUUACUGUACGAUUGUUGGUUGUUUUGUUGUUUCUAAAACAAUUAUUAGAGUCUCAGUGGAAUUUUCGGGGAAAAUAUUUUCUAUAAUUAUAUUUUUCGGUGGGUGUUCACGAUGUAUUUAUACGUGGCGUUGUUACCUUUUGUUUCUCUUGUGAGAUUAGCAUGACGGCGUGGGGCGGUUGCGCUAGUAUUCUGUAUAGUUUUGUCUUCGUUUAUCACACACACACAAUUUUGGCUAGUAUUUUUUUUCUCCGUUCAGUUUUAAGUUUUUAUCCGGAUUAUUUAAAUUGAGUUUGCAGGUUUCUUUUGUGGGAGCGGGAUUGUUGCGGACUGUUUGUAAUUAGAUGCUGGUAAUUGACACAUGUUGUGUGUUUUUGGAGAUUUCAUUAAAUUCUUGCAGCUGAC